Molecule: messenger RNA, 587 nt
Organism: Prunus mume (Japanese apricot)
Lineage: Eukaryota; Viridiplantae; Streptophyta; Magnoliopsida; Rosales; Rosaceae
Product: large ribosomal subunit protein eL42
Biological process (GO): translation
Cellular component (GO): ribosome
Molecular function (GO): structural constituent of ribosome
Source: RefSeq, a predicted model, not a curated record
CGCUUACCACUCUGAUACCCUCUAGGGUUCUUACUACGAUUGUUGUGUUCCUGCUCAGUUUUGUAUCGGCGCCGCUUCCUUCACCAUGGUGAACGUUCCAAAGACAAAGAAGACUUACUGCAAGAGCAAGGAGUGCAAGAAGCACACCUUGCACAAGGUUACACAAUACAAGACAGGCAAGGCUAGUAUUGCUGCUCAGGGGAAGCGUCGUUACGAUCGCAAGCAGUCUGGUUAUGGUGGUCAGACCAAACCAGUCUUCCACAAGAAGGCAAAGACCACGAAGAAGAUUGUCCUGAGGCUCCAAUGCCAGGGCUGCAAACAUGUGUCCCAGCACCCAAUCAAGAGGUGCAAGCACUUUGAAAUUGGUGGAGACAAGAAGGGGAAGGGAACAUCUCUGUUUUAAAUGCAUUAUUUUGCUUGUACUUUUGUGCUGCACUUCUAUUUUGUUGGAGCUUUUAAGCAAGUAUGGAGAUUUGUUCAAGUUUUUGUUAGUUUACUUUAAACAUCAAAGUGUUUGUGGCACUUUUUCUGUUAUCAGUUGAGAAUUGAGAUUAGAGUUCCAAUACAGCGUUCACCGUUGUCACUAA